This is a messenger RNA of Solanum dulcamara, 3206 nucleotides long. RefSeq names its product PHD finger protein At1g33420. NCBI's taxonomy places the organism in Eukaryota, Viridiplantae, Streptophyta, Magnoliopsida, Solanales, Solanaceae. Bases 340 to 2445 code for a protein of 701 amino acids. The transcript is spliced from 7 exons. The record is from RefSeq and is a predicted model, not a curated record.
AGGGAUUUGGAGAAAACAAAAUAAUAUAAAAGUACAGAAAAGCCCCAGAAAAUUUACCAAACCCUAAUUUCUCACUCCGAAACAAACGUUCCUCAAGACUUUUUCCCUCCUCUCUUCUUCUUCUUUUCCUCUAUUUUCUCUCUCUCUCGCUCUCUACAAUACAACUCCUCUUUCCCUCGUCGUCUCUGUAUCUCUCUCUGUGGAAAUUAGUUUUUUCUUCCUCUCAUGUCGAGUUUGGGUAGCUAGGAGCCGUCCGAUCUGGUGGUUUUGGGUCAGAUCUGCGACGAGGAUCUAAAAUCCGACGUCACGCGCCGAGAUCUGGGUGACACGCGCCGAGGUAUGGUAGUUAAUGGGAGGCCGAUGAAGAGGUUGAAGAGGAGAGUAACGGCAGACCUCAACGACUUCCUUACCUUCCCCGACGACGGCAGUGUCGCCGGUAGUGGUCCGUUUAGGACGACGGUGAAGGAGUUUCUAUCGAAACAUGCGUUAUUGCCCCCGCCUUCUUCGUUGUUUCCUCACCUUCUGACGUGGCAGAUCCUCUUCCGCGUCGGAAACCUCACCGACGGAGACGGCGACUCUUCUCCGUCCGUUGUCUGCCUCGAUGUUAUCGAAGAAGACGUUGCUAGAUGUAGAUCCGUUUAUUGCGACCAGUGCCGAGUCGUUGGUUGGAGCAGUAAUCCAGUUUGUGCAAAACGUUUUCAUUUUAUUAUUAAGGCAGAUGGAAACUCAAUUGGGGGUUAUAACAAGUCCUGUGCUGGGUGUGGUGAAGCCCUUCAGUUAUCCGAGUCUAGGUGCAAGUCAUGCAAUCAUGUCAUGACCACAGAAGAUGUUGAAGAUUGGAUGUAUCAUCAGUUAGAGGAUACCAGCCAUCUUCUGCAUGGUGUGAUUCAUGCCAAUGGCUAUGGGCAUCUUCUCAGGGUAAACGGUAGAGAAGGUGGAUCCAGGGUGCUUUCUGGAAGUCAUAUAAUGAAUUUCUGGGAUAGGCUUUGUAAAGUUCUUGGAGCAAGAAAAAUCAGCGUGAUGGAUGUUUCAAAGAAAUAUGGUUUGGAGCUACGUCUACUACAUGCCAUCACAAAAGGUCAUCCAUGGUAUGGUAAAUGGGGUUAUCAGUUUGGCGCUGGUAGUUUUGCUCUGACUCAAGAUUCUUACAGACAAGCUGUAGAGAACCUUUCUUCUCUUCCCUUGACCAUCUUUCUAUCUCAAGGACGGAAGCCUCGCACUCGUCUGCAGGACUUGAUUUCAUUUUAUCAGUCCUUGUCAGAGAGUGAACUUGUAAAUAUUAGAGACCUUUUUCUUUUCUUAACUAGUUCAAUCCAUGAUGCCCGCAAACUUGGCUUGGGAGCUAAUGAUGCUUCUUGUAAGAAGCGUAAAACUUGCGACUCCAAGGUCUUAUGUGCAUGGACCAGUAAUGACAUUUUACGUGUUGAAGAAGCAAUGUUUAGAGUACUACGGGCUGUCUCUGGGUCCAAUUGGGUGAGCUGGCGUGCUCUUAGAGGUGCUGUGUGUAAAGCUGGUCCUCCUGAACUCCUUGAUUAUUGCCUAAAGGUACUCAAUGGAAAGCAGGCAGCUGAUGGAAUGGUUGUCAAUGCCCGCAGUGCUUCUGGUUCUGGCGCUAUGGAAUAUAAACUUGAGCGUGGCAAUCCAAUGGUUAAUGUGAAUACAAAUGAGAAUAGAUUGCCCUGUACACCGAACUUCCCAUCUGAGGAACAUCUACUUCGAGAUCUGAAGUACUUGUACGAGUGCAUGCUAAACCCACUGACAAUGUCUAAUCAUGUUCCCUUAAUCAGAAGGGAAGUUGCAGUUGACUCUGCUACUACUGUUCUUGAUUGCAAGCAGUUUAUGAAGGUAUAUCAACCUGAAAGAUUCUUGCCUAUCCCAAAAUCAGAUGCAAUCCAGGUGCUAUGUGAGGUGGACAUCAUGGAACAUUCUGAUGUACAUUCCAGAAACCCUCCUCCAGAAUUAUUGAUUCUCCCCUCGGAUGCUACCAUUUCUGACUUGAAGGCAGAGGCAUCAAGGACAUUUCAAGAUGUAUACUUGAUGUUCAGAAGAUUCCAAGCUGAUGAGCUAGUUGGAUAUGGUGGCGUGAAUGAAUCUACUCAGGUCAAACUCCUUCUUGGAUCUGCUGAAUUUGUGACGGUCAGAGGAAAAUUUCUGGGGAAAAAUGGGCUGAGUAGGUAUAGAAUGGAAAGGGGAAUGGAGAGAUGGACUGUAGAUUGCUUCUGUGGAGCAAAGGAUGAUGAUGGGGAGAGGAUGUUAGCUUGUGAUGUGUGUGGUGUUUGGCAGCACACCAGGUGUGCCGGGAUCCCUGACUUGGAUGCUGUUCCUGCCAGGUUCAUUUGUCUUAGGUGCAGAUGUGUCAGUAAGUCUACAGAUACAAGCGGUAAUUGCAAGGAUGAAUCAGUUGGUGGUGUGGGAUUAGGGAAGAGCCUGGCUCAUGCUGCCUAAAGUGCGCUGGGAUCUUUAAUAAUGCUGUAAUAUGUGGGUUCAGUUAAUACCAAGUCUAAGUGUGGCUUUUAAGUGUUAUGGUGUGUGAGAUUUGAGGAUGGCUCUAUUCGAGUUGGUGUUUGUGCAGUAAAUGGGUCUCAGUUCUUGCUUGCAUCAUUGGUGCUGAGAAUAUUUUGCAGAAUCUAGGAUGUUCUUGGGUGAAAUCUUAACUACCAGUCAACUUUUAUAACUUGGAAGAUCAAAGAUGUUGCGAUCAGCCAACUCCUCCCAAUCAAAGAUGAAUUUAUGAUGUCUACGCUUCUACAUGUGAUUUUUGAAAUUUUGCUGAUGACACGAUUCGCCUUCUUCCUGAAUUGUGUUUCCCCAGGAUACAGGAUGACUAGCAUUUGCUGCAAAUAACUGAAUUUAGACAAAGACAAGCAUGACAGAGGGAGGGCUUAUCAAGUUGGUCACAAAGCAUCAUUUGGCUUCUUACAUUCCAAUGUUGACACAAACUGAAGUUGCUGUCUGAGCGUUAAUAGAGUUCACAAGAUACAUGCAGAACAAGCGAUGCUCACAAUGUAUAUAUAGUUCCUUUUUUUGAAAUACUCUCGAUGGCCAAAAUAUGGCUUGAAGCAAGUCUUUUCUUGUCUUGGCAAGCAAAAGAAUGUAAGUCUGCUUUAAUAUUUGAGGGUUAUUUUUGCCAUCUUUUAGUGUUGUUUGAGACGUGUGUAUCAAGUGUGAAUUUCUAACAAUAUUUAUGCGAUGAGGACUAGCCACUA